Messenger RNA from Haemonchus placei, 735 nucleotides. The record is from the annotation of a GenBank genome assembly. NCBI's taxonomy places the organism in Eukaryota, Metazoa, Nematoda, Chromadorea, Rhabditida, Trichostrongylidae.
AAUCGAUUCGCCGUGUUUGCAACGCCACGUCCACGUACACCGGUAGAGGGACCGGCUGGUCCCUCAAUCGACGUUACCAUCGAUUUUACCCGUCCUGAUGGUCAACGUACACGUCCAUUACUGGUAGAGAACAAGCGGUUGUAUGUUGAUGAACAUUACAUAUCGGUAUGGUCACCGGUGUUAAGGGCGUGGUGUGUGGAAUGUCCCGAUAGGGAGCUGAUAUUGGCAAAUGUACAGUACGAUCAUGUUGUUGAAAUGCUUGAAUGCAUUCAUCCCACUUAUAAAUCCGUCGAUGACCAAUCGGUGCACAUCUUGCUACCGCUGGCUUACGAUUAUCAGAUGGAUGGCCUUCUUCACCGAUGCGAGUGCUUCCUUGUAAAUCACAACCUACCCUUUCUAGAAAAAGUUUGGAUAGCUGAUAGGUACAAAUUGAAUCGAUUAUUGAUUCUAUGUCUUCGGGAAAUGCGACCGAAUAGUAAAAUUGAUUUGACCGGAUCUCGAUAUUAUGCUUUAAGCGAUAGGGUCAAAGUGCUUCUACUGGAACGGCUACACGGUGCUCCUGCUCCUGAGGAAAUAGCUGAGCCUCCUCUGGAUUUGGAGAUGUUCCAACGGCAAUCGGAUCUGUUUUUCUCAGCGAUACGGGCGAAGACAGGACGGGUGUAUCAUGUAAAUCCGUAUUACAUGGCCGCAUGGUCGAAUGUAUUCCAGGUAAGGAGCCCGUUCGUCAUAGAGUGA